Molecule: messenger RNA, 864 nt
Organism: Scylla paramamosain (green mud crab)
Lineage: Eukaryota; Metazoa; Arthropoda; Malacostraca; Decapoda; Portunidae
Exons: 5
Coding region: 21-461 (146 amino acids)
Source: RefSeq, a predicted model, not a curated record
AGGUUAGCGGCACAACCAGCAUGCCUGACUCGGCCACUUUGCCGAAAGCCACCAGAAGAUUGUGUGAGCAUGGUGGUGGUGAUGCCAGACCUGCUGCCACUGUCAAGAAUGGUGAAACUAAAGAAAAAUCAAUUAAAUCUCAGAAUCUGGAAACCCAGAUAGAAGACCAUAAGCCACUUCAGGGGACAGAGGGAAAGAAGACUGGAGAGUCUCACUCACAUGUCUUAAAACAUGAGUCCAGUGUAAAAGAGAAAGCUGCUGCAGAGAAACAAGACAAGAAGACAUCUAGCCACAAGAAACUACAUGAUCUUCUUUCAUCUUUGGCUAGUACUGACCCCAUAUUCCUGUGGAGCCUCAAGUGCAGCCGUCACGUCCCAAAGCUCGGAAGAAGACCAAAACUGCAGGAAAAGGCAAAUUAUCCCCGGUAUCAGAGCCUGGCCUUGAACCUGAGCUUGUUUUAGCAACCAAAGAAGUGGCUAAAAGUCUUGGUGGGGAUGUGAAGGAAACUGAGUCUGAGCUUCUGUCCACCUUGCGCCUCCACUCUUCAGAGACUACCACUGGCACUGCCCCAUCUCUCAGUGGCUGUGCAUAAUUUCUCUUGUUGCAGUGAAAUUGUUUGUGGGCAUGAAGGUGGAGAGAAAGCCACAAUCAGGGAUGGAGGAAGUGCCACGUCACCUUCCUUCUGGUACCGAGGUCAGGCAAGGGUACCACGUUGACCCGAAAGACCAGCCCCGAGCCCUCAAGCCCUACACUCAGCCUCGGGAUUCAUCUGUGCCCAGGUCACAGUGUUUUCUCUACACCACACUCUAUGUGCAGGGCUCAUGUUGAUCUCUUUGGAGGUUAACCUUUGGGGAUAUUUAAGAA